This is a messenger RNA of Pichia kudriavzevii, 2898 nucleotides long. RefSeq lists its product as uncharacterized. The transcript has a single exon. Gene Ontology annotation, molecular function: RNA binding; RNA helicase activity; ATP binding. The coding region runs from base 1 to 2898 and encodes 965 amino acids. Gene Ontology annotation, cellular component: nucleus. Lineage: Eukaryota; Fungi; Ascomycota; Pichiomycetes; Pichiales; Pichiaceae. The record is from RefSeq and is a predicted model, not a curated record.
AUGUCAUCAAGUGACGAAGAGGAGAUUGAUAUUUUAUCGUCAUUGGUUCCAAACGUUGAAGAUCCAUCGUCUGAUGAUUCAGAUGACGAGGUCGAAAAUGGUGAAAUUCAGGAUGAAAUUCUAUCAUCAGAGUCUGAAAGUGAAGAUGAAGAGGAAUCAAGCAGAAACAAGAAGAAACAAAAGCAACAAGAAAAACAAAAGAAGCAGCUUUUGACUAAACUAGACUUCCCAUCAUUGGAAUUAGAUGACAACAAUAAGGAUAAAGCUGAACACGAGGAAGAUAUGUUCUUCAUCCAACAGGAAUUGUCCAAUGCCAAUAAAGCCAAAAAUGGAUCCUUUGCCUCAUUUGGAUUAUCCAAAUUAGUAUUGUCUAAUAUUUCUAAGAAAGGUUAUCGUCAACCCACCCCAAUUCAGCGGAAAACCAUUCCUUUAUUGAUGCAGAAUCGUGAUGUUGUUGGUAUGGCCCGUACGGGUUCUGGUAAAACUGCCGCUUUUUUAUUACCUUUAAUCGAGAAAUUGAAAACACAUAGCGCAAAGAUUGGUAUUCGUGCAAUUAUUCUAUCGCCAUCAAGAGAAUUGGCCACACAAACUCACAAAGAAUUCAAAGAAUUUAGUAGAGGCAGUGAUUUGAGAAGUUUGCUAUUGAUUGGUGGUGAUUCAUUGGAGGACCAAUUUGGGGCAAUGGUUAACAAUCCAGAUGUUGUGAUUGCAACACCUGGUCGUUUCUUACAUUUGAAAGUCGAGAUGAGACUAGAUCUAUCAAGUAUUGAGUAUAUGAUCUAUGAUGAAGCCGAUAGAUUGUUUGAAAUGGGGUUUGCUGAGCAAUUGAAUGAACUAUUAGCUAGUUUACCAGAGAAAAGGCAGAGUAUGCUAUUUUCAGCUACAUUACCUAGAAACUUAGUUGACUUUGCUAAAGCUGGUUUGAUCAAUCCUGUUUUAGUCAGGUUAGAUGCAGAAACCAAAGUCUCUGACCAACUAGAGAUGUGUUUUUUCUCAACAAAGAAAAACGAAAGAGAAGCAAAUCUGUUAUCUAUAUUGCAGGAUGUAAUUAAAAUGCCGACAGCAACUAAGGAGCAAUUGGAUAAAUUGAACCAUGCAAACAAUACAUUCAAUGAUUCAGAUAGUGAUUCAGAGAAUGAGAAUAGGAAAAAGAACCAACCGCAGAGAAAGAAGAAGAAGAUCAGAUUUCCAAAGGCGAACGAGUUACCAAGUGAAUACUCCACUAUAAUCUUUGUGCCAACACGUCAUCAUGUUGAAUAUAUUACGAAUAUACUUAAGGCUGCAAACUAUGCGGUUUCGUAUAUCUAUGGUUCACUUGAUCAACAUGCAAGAAGGCAACAAUUGCAGAACUUCCGACUUGGGUUAAGUUCGGUGAUGGUUGUCACUGAUGUUGCUGCACGUGGUAUUGAUAUUCCAGUUUUGGCAUAUGUGAUUAACUAUACAUUACCUUCAUCAAGUAAGGUUUUUAUUCACAGAGUUGGUAGAACAGCUAGAGCUGGUAACAAAGGUUGGGCCUAUUCCAUAAUUGGAGAAGGUGAGCUGCCAUAUUUAUUGGACCUGGAGAUAUUCCUCGGACGUAAAAUUCUAUUAACUAAGAUGCAAGAGAAGAAGAAUGAAAUCUUAAGGAACAAAUGGAUUGAGACAAGAGGCACCGACGAAGGAUAUGUUGAGCCCAAAGUACCAUACACGAAGAGGAUUGUUUUGGGUAGUAUUCCAAGAAUUCAAGUUGAGACCAUGGAAGAUUUGUAUGAGACUAUAUUGAGACAUAACUAUGAUAUCAAGAAUUUGAAGGGUGUCUGUGAUAAGGCUGAGAAGUUGUACAUGAGGUCGAGACAGCCGGCAUCACAAGAAAGUGUCCGUAGAAGUAAGGAGUUAAUAAGUGUUGGAUGGGAUGAUCAAAAUGUAAUAUUUGGUCAAAACUUGGAAUUAGAGAAGGACAAGUUUUUGGCGAAGUUACAGAACAGAAUACACAAGGAGACUGUCUUUGAGAUUGGUAAGAAGGACGACAACCUAGUUGAGUUGAUGAACAAGAGACGGAAGCAAAUUGCGCCAGUACAGGAGAGAAUGAGGGAGCGGAGAGCCUUAUUAGAGAAGGAGCGGUUACUUGGACUAUCACAUAAUUUAGAGGAUGAGCUGAUGAAGGAGGAAGAUGAGAAGGAGGGAGAAGUUGGGUUUGGAGUGAAUGAGGAGGAGUUGAUCAAGGAGUUUGAAGAUGGAGAUGAAGUAUUGAACAUGUCCAAGAGCAAGAAGAAGACAUACAAGGAUCCCAAUUUUUUCUUAUCCUACUAUGCCCCAAGAAACGUUAUUCAGGAUCAACAAAUGUCUAUUAAUGAGGGCAGCAAUUCUGGGGGCAACUUCAUUAGUGAGGCCAACAAGGCUGCAUUUGAUAUCGAUGCGGAGGACGAGAAGUUGGCCAUUAGUAAGCAGGCGCCAAAGGUUGUCUGGGAGAAGAACAAGUUUGUGCGGAAGCAAGAUGACCGAAAGUUCAUUAUAUCUGAGAGUGGGCAACGGAUUCCGGCGUCUUUUAGGUCGGGCAAGUUUGACGAAUGGAAGGAGAAGCACAAGGUGGGGAACAUUAAGGUUGGAGCAUUGGAGAAGAGUCAAGGUGGGAUUGGCAAUAAGUUCAACAGCAACUUGAAUGGAUCUAGAAUUGGUGGCAAGUUCAAGCACCAUAACGAGAAGGCGCCAAAGAUGCCCAAGAAGGGACGUGAUGAUUACGAGAAACAGAUGGAGAAGGUCAAGAAGGCAGUUGAGCGAGGCGUUCCUGUUAAGGGAUUUAUUGGUAAAGGUAGUGGUCGUCAAGAACUACGUGACAGUGAACAUAUUCGUAAACAACGUGAGGUUAAGCAAAAGCGUCGUGAGAAAAAUGCACGUCCUAGUAAGAGACGUCGGAAGUAG